CCCCGCUCCCCCCCCCCACACAGCACGGAAGCGGCGCGGCGGGGCCCACGCGUGUCCGAGGCCCUUCCCGGGGCGCUGUGGGGGCUGCGUGGGCCCCUCCCUGAGCCCACGCCGCUUCUGGGGCUGGCUCCGGUGUUUUUAUUUUUAUUAUUAUUAUUAUUUUUUAUCCCCCACCCCACGCCUUGCCCAUGGAGCAAGCGCUGCGGGCUCUCCGCCGGGGGGCCGCCAGGGUGGUGCUCGGGGCUGGGGGCCACGGCCCCACGCGGGACAUUUGCCCCCCGUGGGGCUGCCGGCCGCUGGCUGCUGGGCCGGGGCCUUCCCCAGGCGCUCAGCUUCCAGCUGCGGACCCUCAGGGGGCGGCUGAGGCGGGGGGCGAUGCCCGCGGCUCCCCACGGACACGCGUGGGGCCGGACCCCCGGAGACGGAGGGGGGUCGAGGGUUGUGAGAGGGGACCCCGGGGGGCUGCAGGAGCAGGGCAGGAGGGGUGGAGGUGGCCGGGUGGUGAGGUCCCAAAGGCCAGGAGGAGGCUGGAAGGGCUGCCUGUGGAGAGGACGAGGGGCUCGGAGAUCCUCUUCGGCAUCGCGCCGUGCGCCAUGGCCCUGUCGCAGUCCAGGAGGGAUCUGUUCAGGCUGUUCCUCAAGGAGGGUGCCGGUGCUCAGCACCUGGUCACCAGCGAGUUCGUCCUUCAGGCCACGGCCCGGGGGGUGCCCGUGCACCGUGUCCGGAGGAGAGAGCUGGAUGAGCUGUGCAGAGGCCGGGUGCACCAGGGGGUUUGUUUGGAGGCCUCCCCUCUGCGUUUCAAGAGUCUGGAGGAAGCCGAGGAGCCCGAGCUGGGGGGUGAAGAGGGUCCGAACCGGCAGCUGGUUUGGCUGGUGCUGGAGCAGAUCCAGGAUCCCAUGAACCUGGGCGCGCUGCUGCGCUCUGCAUACUUCUUGGGGGUGGACAGAGUGGUGACCAGCCAGAGGGACAGCUGCCCCUUGACUCCGACAGUGAGCAAAGCUAGCUCUGGAGCUAUGGAAGUCUUUGAUGUCUACAGCACAGAUGACCUCCGGAGCUUUUUGAAGGCUAAAGCUGCAGAAGGCUGGGAAGUUUUGGGAACGGUGAGCAAGCCCGAAGAGGUGGAAAACGUUCCUGUCAUCAGUUGCUCGGAAUUUCGGUGGAAUAAACCCAUUAUUAUAGUAAUAGGUAAUGAAGGGGACGGACUUUCCCUGGAGACGCAGCUCUUGUGCCAUCGGAUGCUGGCCAUUCCCCCUGGCAGAGCGCUUCACCCGGGGAUCGAGUCGCUGAACGUCUCUGUGGCUACUGGUAUUCUCCUGCACUCCAUCUGCAGCCAAAAGCUGAGGCAGUGACUGAUUUUUAUCGUGGCACGUGGUCGAGGUCUCCCAGCCUGGACCUUUGGCAGAGGGAGGCCGCUUGGCGUUUCAUGGCUGCUUCCAGUCGGUGUGGAUGUGGAAUUGCUCCUUCCAGGCUUUUCACCAUCUCUACAAUGUACAGGGUGAGCCCCGUUGGCCCGACCUGUGUUUUGGCUGGUGCACAAUGCCACCAGAGCCCUGGCUCAGUGCUGAAGUCAGAUGCCUUCAAGCAGUAGGUAACACCUCCCACCCUCAGAGGAAUGGUUGUAAGGAAGAGGAGACAAAGCUAGGUUUUAAAAGCAGACAGCCCAAUCCUUUGUUUUUUGCAAUAAAAUAGCCAGGGGACUUACAUUACUCGGGCUGUGGAGAGGAGUUCUUGGUUGGCACCCUCCUGGCUGCCAGGAGGGUGCUGACAACAAACAGGUUCGGUUUGGGACUACUCGAUAGCAAUUUAUUCCCGAGGCAGUUCCCCUGUUACAUAUUGCUAUUUGGAAGUCUCAAGUGCAGCGUUUUGUACUUGAUUGUAACAUGAAUCUGCGGCCGUGCCAAAGGAUGGACACAACCUGUUCCAAAGAGCUGUAGUGGGGAAAAAUGCAGCCCGUUGAAAUAAAGCCUCUGUGAAGAUCUCUUGUAGACUGAAA
Anas platyrhynchos (mallard) is the source of this 1993-nucleotide messenger RNA. It is a transcript of the gene MRM1, whose product is annotated as mitochondrial rRNA methyltransferase 1. Gene Ontology annotation, cellular component: mitochondrion. The record is from RefSeq and is a predicted model, not a curated record. Gene Ontology annotation, biological process: rRNA methylation. NCBI's taxonomy places the organism in Eukaryota, Metazoa, Chordata, Aves, Anseriformes, Anatidae. Gene Ontology annotation, molecular function: RNA binding; rRNA (guanine) methyltransferase activity.